This is a messenger RNA of Musa acuminata AAA Group (dessert banana), 2781 nucleotides long. RefSeq names its product nitrate reductase [NADH] 1-like. Bases 1 to 2337 code for a protein of 778 amino acids. The transcript is spliced from 4 exons. Lineage: Eukaryota; Viridiplantae; Streptophyta; Magnoliopsida; Zingiberales; Musaceae. Gene Ontology annotation, biological process: sulfur compound metabolic process. The record is from RefSeq and is a predicted model, not a curated record. Gene Ontology annotation, molecular function: sulfite oxidase activity; heme binding; molybdenum ion binding.
AUGCACCACGGGUUCGUUACGCCCGUCCCGCUGCACUACGUCCGGAAUCACGGCGCCGUCCCCAACGCCGACUGGGGCACGUGGACGGUCGAGAUCACCGGCCUGGUGAAGCGCCCGGUCCAGCUCACCAUGGACGAGCUGGUCCGCGACUUCGCCUCGGUCGAGAUCCCGGUCACCUUGGUGUGCGCCGGCAACCGGCGGAAGGAACAGAACAUGGUGCGCCAGACCAUCGGCUUCAACUGGGGCCCCGCGGCCGUGUCCACGACGGUGUGGCGCGGUGCUCGGCUCAGGGACGUCCUCCGCCAGUGCGGCGUCAUGGGCCGCAAGGACGGGGCCCUUUUCGUUUGCUUCGAAGGGGCGGAGGAACUCCCCAGCGACAGCAGCGGCUCCAAGUACGGCACGAGCCUCCGGCGCGAGGUGGCCAUGGACCCGUCGCGCGACGUCAUGCUUGCCUAUAUGCAGAACGACGAGCCGCUGUUGCCGGACCACGGCUUCCCUGUGCGCGUCAUCAUCCCGGGCUUCAUCGGCGGCCGCAUGGUGAAGUGGCUCAAGCGCAUCAUCGUCACGCCGCAGGAGUCCCACAACUACUACCACUACAAAGACAACCGCGUCCUCCCGUCCCACGUCGACGCCGACCUCGCCAACGCGGAAGCCUGGUGGUACAAGCCGGAGUACAUCAUCAACGAGUUGAACAUCAACUCAGUGAUCACGACACCGGAUCAUGACGAGAUGCUUCCCAUCAACGCGUUCACAACUCAGAGACCGUAUACUAUGAAGGGCUACGCCUAUUCCGGCGGCGGGCGGAAGGUGACACGCGUCGAGAUCACACUCGAUGGCGGUGAGACGUGGCUGGUGUGCGAGCUCGACCACCCGGAGAAGCCCAACAAGUAUGGCAGGUAUUGGUGCUGGUGCUUCUGGUCCCUGGAAGUGGAGGUCUUGAAUCUGCUCGGUGCCAAGGAAGUCGCCGUCCGCGCAUGGGACGAGUCCCUCAACACCCAGCCCGAGAAACUCAUUUGGAACGUCAUGGGGAUGAUGAACAACUGCUGGUUCAAGGUGAAGAUGAAGGUGUGCCGCCCGCACAAGGGCGAGAUUGGGCUUGUGUUCAAGCACCCGACGCAGCCGGGGAACCAGUCCGGCGGGUGGAUGGCGCGGCAGAAGCACCUGGAGACGUCGGAGGCGGCGUCCCUGAAGAAGAGCACCUCCGCCCCCUUCAUGAACACCGCGACCAAGCAGUACACCAUGUCGGAGGUCCACAAGCAUGCGUCGAGCCACUCCGCCUGGAUCGUCGUGCACGGCCACGUCUACGACUGCACCGCCUUCGUCAAGGACCACCCCGGCGGCCCCGACAGCAUUCUCAUCAACGCCGGCUGCGACUGCACCGAGGAGUUCGACGCCAUCCACUCCGACAAGGCCAAGGCCCUCCUCGACACCUACCGAAUCGGCGAGCUCAUCCCUUCGGGUUACGUCUCCGACACCUCCCUUCACGGCUCGGGCAACUUUUCCCACCUGGCCAGCAUCAUAGAGAUCUCACGUUCCCCGGCUCUCAUGAACCCCAGUGAGAGGGUACAGUGCAAGCUUGUGGCCAAGAAGACCGUAUCGCACGACGUUCGACUCUUCCGCUUCGCUCUCCCCUCGGCGGACCAAGUGCUGGGCCUCCCGGUCGGCAAGCACAUCUUCCUCUGCGCCACCAUCGACGGCAAGCUAUGCAUGCGCCCUUACACGCCAACAAGCCCCGUCGACGAGAUCGGCCACUUCGAGCUCCUGAUCAAGGUCUACUUCAAGGGCGAGAACCCCAAGUUUCCCAACGGUGGCCUCAUGUCGCAGCACUUGGAAUCCCUGCCCAUGGGCUCCACUCUCGACGUCAAGGGCCCGCUGGGUCACAUCGAGUACGCCGGCCGCGGCAACUUCCUCGUCGACGGGAAGCAUAGGUUAGCGAGGAGGCUCGCCAUGAUCGCCGGCGGGACCGGGAUCACGCCGGUGUACCAGGUGAUCCAGGCGGUUCUACGGGAACCGGAGGACCGCACCGAGAUGCACCUGGUGUACGCCAACAGGUCUGAGGACGACAUACUGCUGCGGGACGAGCUCGACGGCUCCGCACGGGAGCACCCGGAGCAGCUCAAGGUCUGGUACGUGAUCGACGAGGCCAAGCGGCGCGACGAGUGGCGGUACAGCACGGGGUUUGUCACGGAGGGCAUACUUAGGGAGCACAUUCCCAUGGGCGGCUGCGACGACGCGCUCGCACUCGCCUGCGGGCCCCCGCCGAUGAUCCAGUUUGCGGUGGUGCCCAAUCUGGAGAAGAUGAAGUACGACACAGCCACCUCACUGCUACUGUUCUAAGACCGCCACCACCGCUGCCUACAGUGCAAUGUUCCUUAAGGAUGAAGUUGAUGAACCAGAGCGCUGUUUCACGCAGAAAAAUAUUAGUACCUGUGGUCGGAAUAUUUGAAGCCUGAGAUCGAUGCUGAUGAUUCCCAAUGUCAUCUGAAUGCCGAAAGGAAAUAACUCUUCUGCUCGACUGCUUCGGCUGGUCUAUACGUCGUCAUUUACUAGCAGUUCCCACAGAUUUGGAGGUCGGUGAGAAAGAACACUGUUUGAGACAGGGGCCAAUGGCUAUAUGAUGGAGUACAAGUUACAGACAAAGAAUGAUUGUGACGAUCGCCGCUGUCUAUUAUAUGGUAGUGACAAACCAUCUCACUAUUUUGUGUUCAACAUAGCGAUAAGUUCAAAGGAUUUUAUCUAAAAUCCUUAUUAUUACCAAUUAUAGGAUGGAAAUAAAGAAUG